This is a messenger RNA of Carassius gibelio (silver crucian carp), 1113 nucleotides long. RefSeq lists its product as uncharacterized. Bases 16 to 984 code for a protein of 322 amino acids. The record is from RefSeq and is a predicted model, not a curated record. NCBI's taxonomy places the organism in Eukaryota, Metazoa, Chordata, Actinopteri, Cypriniformes, Cyprinidae. The transcript is spliced from 7 exons.
CCUAAUACCAAAACAAUGGCAGAGCAAGCAAAAUUCACAGUACCGGCCUAUGCAGUUACUGAAGGCAAACCAGGCAAAAAAAGGAAGACCGUAACAGUACAAGAAAAGGCAAUGAACAAAAAGUCUUUAGAUAAACAAAGAAAUAAAGUGCGAGUUAAUAUCAGCGUGGCUUUCCAGCGAUGGCGAGAACUGAGGGAACUCAAGGGGCUGAAAAGUGACUCCUUGAUGGCUUUAUUUCUGCUGGACAGUUAUGAGAAAGACAUAUCAACGUCCUCACCAUCGAAAAGUGGAUUUACAAUGACACCACCACCUGUAUCCACUAUUGUCUCGGAGUCGCUUUCUGACCGAGAUGAUGACUUCUCAGUCCCUGGAGUUGAAGAGUUGGAUAGUAGCAGCGUACAGGAUAAAAACAUUCAGGAAUUAGAUGCAAGUAUGUCAUCACUGGAUCUGGAUGUCAUCAGUGAAGAUGAAUUUAACAACAUUAAAAACUCAAUUAUCGAUUGGGAAGAUGACACCUGGUGUCCUGAUAUGGAGACAAAGUCUGUGUCAUCAUUUGAAGAAGACGAAACAAAGGAAAUAGAUACAGACUAUGAUGACAGUGAUGAUGAGGACUAUAUGGCACAUAUUUGUGUGCGGACUGGCGGUGCACUGAAGACUCCGAUUUGUCUGAAUUCCCUUCAAACAAUUAGUAUGGAGGACACUGUGCACGAUGUUGAAGACAACUCCCAAGACCCUACUAUUGCAGACAUACAUCCAAUCCCAGAGACUACUAAAAUCAUGGUUGAGGAUGACAUAAUUGGCCAGCCAGCAUCUAUAACAUACCACAGUUGUCUGAAGCUGCUUGCCGAAUAUCUUGUUCUACCUGUGAACAUGUGUACUGCUAAGGACACAAACACAAAUGCAGAGUGUGGGGCACAUAAACCAUUUGAGGUCAACAUCCAUUCCAGGGGUACAGCUGCAAUUGUGGAAUUGGAUAUGUUGUAAUCGUCACACUGUUUGGAAAUGGUCUUCACAGCCCAAUUUUAAAUAUGGAAUGCUUGCUGGGGACUUUAUGUUGGCGUGUAACAUACUGCUGUCUGGCAACAACUAUGCCAAGAUUUCACUUCUCUUUAC